Pseudozyma flocculosa PF-1 is the source of this 1674-nucleotide messenger RNA. RefSeq lists its product as uncharacterized. NCBI's taxonomy places the organism in Eukaryota, Fungi, Basidiomycota, Ustilaginomycetes, Ustilaginales, Ustilaginaceae. The transcript has a single exon. Bases 1 to 1674 code for a protein of 557 amino acids. The record is from RefSeq and is a predicted model, not a curated record.
AUGCCCCUCUGCCUCACGGUCGAGGCAAACGAGAUGUUGGCGAGGUUGUCGCCCCGCCUGUCGCUCCCUUGCCAGCUGGCCACGCCUUCCUUCGCCUUGUCCGACACCGUCCCGGCGGCAUCCAACGAUCGAGCGCCCCUCGAUGGCGUCGCCAGCGCGAUGCCCGCAUUCCCCACCGUGUCGUCGCAGCAGCAAGGCAGCAAGGACCCACCCGGCGCUUUCGCAGAAGGGAUCGCGCGGCUGUGCGGUCGAGGCGCGUCCAUACAGCCGUCGCUCUACACGACACCCUCGGCGAGCACAGCGCACACCACGACCGACGCUGGCCUGGUCGCGUCGCUCCUGGCGGGUCGCGUGGUUGGCAUGUCGAAGAGCGUGGCGGCCGCAACUGGCCUGGCCGCCAUCGACGAACUCGAGCACGAGCCACCUCGCUGGUCCGGAGAUCGGCUUGCAUCGAUCGGUGGCGAGACGCUCGUGCCCCAAUUGGCUGCCAAGCUCGGACCGAUUGACUCGGCCGCAGUUUCUCCAGCACAGCGGCAGCAGCAGAAUACUGUCUCGCACUGGCUGCAGCAGCGCUUCGGCUUCGACCGGAGCUGCAUCGUGGCGCCUUGCCUACCGUCGUCGGUCGCGGCGUUCCUCUCGUUUUUGCCCCAAGACAACGAUAUCGGGCUCGGCACCUCCUCGACGCACGACGAGAUGAUCGUACCGCUCUCGGACCCUCGGGCACUCCCGAGCCUGGACGCCCCGGCGCAGCUCCUGCCCGACCCCGUCGAUCCGUCGCGACGCUGGCUGGCCGUGGUCCGCUUCGAGGGAGCGGCAGAGGCGCGCCAGAUUGCGCGCGAUACGUCGGCGAGCGGCCGGUGGAGCACGUUUUCCAAGGUGGUCCACGCCGUGCCCUUUGGCGCCACGCCGUCGCUCGACGACAAGCGCUACGCCCUCUUUGCGCCGCGCGGCCCGCGUCGUGGCCUGCACCGCUUCGAGGCCGGAGAGGCGGUGCCGGCGUUUGGCGAUACCAGGGCCGACCCGAGGGUGGUGCUCGAGGGCCAGGCCAUGGCGAUGCGCUCCGCCCUCGAAGACAUUGCCACCUCCGCCGCUGCUGCCGCCGCUGCUGCUUCCGGUGCUGCGGACGAUGAACGUGGCGGGACUCGUCGAAGAGCAGCGACGCUGCGCCCGCAACCGCGCCGCGUCUACGGCUGGGGCAAAGCGGCGGGCGACCCAAGCGUCGCGAGCGUCGUCCGCGACGUGGUGGGCGGCUCCGUCGUCGUGGCUCGGGACGACGUCGAGAGGGCCAGCGAGACGCCCAAGCCGCUGCCGCGAGCGCGUCGGGCGAUGGUGGGAGCGGCGCUGUACGGUCUCUUUGAAGCCGAUGCGAGCAGGUUCGAUUCAUUCGAGCGCGUCGUCGAGCAGACCUACGGUCUCGCCGCACCGCACACCGACGUGCCCCUGAGCCCGACGUCGACGUCGUCCUGGACGCCACACGCAGCUAGGCGCACGCGGGUGCAACGAGAUGCAAACGGCAGGCAAGGAUCCGAGGUCGCGAUCAACGUGGACGCGCGCCGACUGGUCGAGGUGGCGGCGCCCGAUGCCGUCAUGGUCGACGUCUACUCUGCGCUCCUGGUCGAGCAUCGUCGUCUAGCCACUGUGCUCGCAAAGGCCCAGACGAGGAACGAGUCGUAG